Messenger RNA from Kwoniella mangroviensis CBS 8507, 1785 nucleotides. RefSeq lists its product as uncharacterized. Gene Ontology annotation, molecular function: protein heterodimerization activity. The transcript has 2 exons. NCBI's taxonomy places the organism in Eukaryota, Fungi, Basidiomycota, Tremellomycetes, Tremellales, Cryptococcaceae. The coding region runs from base 1 to 1785 and encodes 594 amino acids. The record is from RefSeq and is a predicted model, not a curated record.
AUGUCAGCGCCAACACCCGAGGCAGUCCUUCAUCUGGCCACUCUCCAUACACUCGCUCAAGCAGGUUUCGCCUCCACUUCCCAAGCGGCUUCCCUCACUUUAUCGACCGUCAUACCCAAACACCUCAAGGUGUUAGCUACAGCAUGUGUGGAACGAGCGACCUUGGCCGGUCGAGGCAAAGUAGCUGCUAUCGACGUCGUAGACGCUCUGGAUGAUUUGGGGGUGAAUGUAGAUGAAUUGAUAGAUUGGGCGGUGGAUCAGAAUGGAGAUCAUUUUGAUGAUACUUCGAUGGGUGGUCUACAAGAUUAUUUGCGGGAAGGACUGAGUGUGGAAGAAGGUAUAGCUCAGAUGAAACUUGUUCCGAAGGAUGAGUUAGAGCAAGCUGACGAGGAUGAAGAGAGGGAAGAGGAGCCGCAGCAAGAUGUUUCUCAAGGUGAUGAAGAUAUCACGAUGGAUCGAUCUCACGAGGACGAAGAGGUCAAGGUCGAACCACAUACAGAAGAAGAAGUGGAAGAAAGACCAUAUAUAUACCGGCAUAAAUCGCCUGAUUUCUCUUGGCUUCCACCUUUACCUUCAACCAACAAUCAAUCUGAACAUAUCCCCAGUUCACCCAAUCCUGAUGAUAUCGAUCAACCGUCAUCCUCCGAAGCUGUAUCUCUUCCUGCACCUUCCCAAUCCAUAGCCGACCGAUAUCGACGUCCAAUCAGCUACGCUUCAUCCCAACUAUCUCAAGCUCAUCCAUUUCAUGAUCCACCUCAACCCCAACCCUCAUCAUCCAUCCCACUACCUCCUGCACCGAGCUCUUUGCCCACUUUGAUAUCUACCUAUGCGUCCAUCGCUUCUGACCCAUCUAUAACACUUCGUCAAACCGAUCUCCGACGUCAGGCAACCGAAUUACUGCGUCAGACCAUAUCGACCGUCGAUUCUUACUCUCCUUCACCAACUUUGACUUCACCUAUCCCACCAGUGAGGGCAAGUUCGAUUGUCCCUUCUCAUUCAGAUAUAUUACCUCAGAAACUUCUACCUGUCAAUCCCAAUUCGAAUUCGACUUUGGGUCCAAAUCGUGGAUUGUUGAGUUCAAUGAUACAUCAAAUCAAUUCACCCAAUUUACCUUAUACCCUGAGAGAAAGAUUAACAUCCCUUAGACCACCGGUAGUUCAAAAUAGGAAUGAUCAGCCAAUCUUCUAUAAUGAUCCUGUGAGAGGUCCUGAUGAAUCAUCUUUAAUGAAAUUUAAAGGCAAACAUAACGCGAAUACCAAGACGGAAGGAGAAGAUGGAGUUGGAGUUGGAGGAGAAGAAGGGAAAGAGAUAUGGUUGAAACAAACUUGGGAUUCAGGUCCAAGGGGAAUAGAUAAAUGGUCAAAACCUUUUUUACCAAAAGGAAAGAAAGUUAUUAUACAGCGUGAAGGUGAGAAGAAACCUAGGAUGGAUCCUGAGGAUAUUAGACGAAUACAGGAACAACAAGAAAGAGAAUUAGAAAAGGAGAAAGAGAGGAUGAAAGAACAGGAGAAUGCGAAUGGGAAAGUAAAGGUUAAUCUGAGAUUACCUAAUUUCAAUGGGAAUAGUUUGAACGAUAGUCAUCAAUCGGUGGGUUCAGCUGGACAACCCAAUGGGAUUUCAAACAUGAAUGCAAGUACAAGUCCGAAUCCAUCUGGUCAAGCUACUACACCAGGAAUCAAAAUUAAACUAGGUGGUGGUGGUGGAUUUAGUAGUAGUAUUACUAGCCCGCAGAAACUGUCGAUAUCAACGAAUAAUGAAUAUCCAAGUUCGGUAAAUCCAUAUUAA